Myxocyprinus asiaticus (Chinese sucker) is the source of this 1188-nucleotide messenger RNA. Its product is annotated as stonustoxin subunit beta-like. Gene Ontology annotation, molecular function: protein binding. NCBI's taxonomy places the organism in Eukaryota, Metazoa, Chordata, Actinopteri, Cypriniformes, Catostomidae. The transcript has 3 exons. The record is from RefSeq and is a predicted model, not a curated record. The coding region runs from base 1 to 807 and encodes 268 amino acids.
AUGCUUCAGAUGUCAGAGAAAGUGCUGGAUGAACUAAACCUCAGGCAAUUCACCAAAACAGAGGAGGGUAGAAGGAGACUGAAACCAGCGGUGAUGAGCUGCAGAAAAGCUCUGCUUGUCGGCUGUAAUGUCACUGAUAAGUGCUGUGAAAUUUUGGCCUCUGCUCUGCAAUCAUCAAACUCUCACCUCAGAGAUCUGGACCUGAGUAACAAUGACCUGCAGGAUUCAGGAGUGAAGCUGCUCUCUGAUGGACUGAAGAGUCCAAACUAUGCCUGUGAUCUCACACUGGACCCAAACACAGCAUUCAAUCAUCUCUCUCUGUUAGAAGGGAACAGAAAGUUAUCAUGUGAAAUGGGCGAGCAGUCAUAUCCUGAUCAUCCAAAGAGAUUCGAUCAAUACCUUCAAGUUCUGUGUAGAAAGAGUCUCUCUGGAUGUUGUUACUGGGAGGCUGAAUGGAGCGGACUGGGCGAUAUGUCAGUGGCAUAUAAAGGAACUGGCAGAAAAGGAGAAAGUUUGGACUGUAAGUUUGGAGCCAAUAACAAAUCCUGGAUUCUGAGCUGUUUUGGGGAGAAACUAACUGCCUGGCAUGAUAACGGGGGAACAUGUAUUCCUCCACCAUCACCUCUGUCUAACAGAGUAGGAGUGUAUCUGGACUGGCCGGCUGGCAUUCUGUCCUUCUACAUGAUCUCUGACACACACAUUCUCAUACACUUGCACACAUUCAACACCACAUUUACUGAGCCCCUCUAUGCCGGAUUUGUGCUUUAUACCUCUUCAGUGUCUCUAUGUAACAUUGGAAAGCACUGAAUUUUCAUUUUGGUGAACUAUGCCUUUAAUUAAUAACCUGCAUGAUUCCUACUCACUGCAGCUGUAUGUCUUUCAGUCUGUAUGCCUUUUUCAAUUUAGCAUGUCUGAAAAGAUAUUAAUAUAGAGAAGAUAAAUUAUGCUAAACUUCAGAUGAUCAUUGGGUUGCGUUCUGCACCUUCGACCCGCCAGCUUCACCGUAAUAGAGUUGGUAGCAGUGUGUAUCAUGAAAAAUGCUUUUGUGCAACACUAUAAUCAGUGUUGGGUAGUAAUGUAUUACAUGUAAUCUGGAUUACAUAAUCAAAUUUGUAAUGUAAUCAAGAGAUACAUUAAAAGAUUUCAUUUUAUUUUAUGAAUUUGGGUGCAUGUUGAUAUGCAUAUUAA